This is a messenger RNA of Xenopus laevis (African clawed frog), 5713 nucleotides long. RefSeq names its product uveal autoantigen with coiled-coil domains and ankyrin repeats L homeolog (gene uaca.L). The record is from RefSeq and is a predicted model, not a curated record. Lineage: Eukaryota; Metazoa; Chordata; Amphibia; Anura; Pipidae. Gene Ontology annotation, molecular function: actin binding. Bases 262 to 4422 code for a protein of 1386 amino acids. The transcript is spliced from 19 exons.
AGAAGCCUGUGAGUGAGGGAAGAGGAGGGCAGAGAGUUACAGUGAAACAUUCAGCAAAGUAUUAGUGGAGGCAUCUGCAUCAUGGACUCGCAAUGACCAGCAGGGUGGCCCUGUCUUAAGGUCAGGUGCUCGUGUGCCCUGCUCACAAGUCACAAGCCAAGUGACACUUGUCAUCAUGGCAGAAAUGUGUCAAUGGGGACGAGCGUUGCUUGACCGCACUGCGGGCUACUUUGACUAACUGAAAGACUAGUAGUGGCCAGAAUGACUCGCUGGUUUGCCUGUUCUUCCAAACGCAAACAAACGGCUGACUGGAAUAAAUAUGAUGAACGUUUGAUGAGAGCGGCAGAGAGGGGAGAUGCAGAGAAAGUCUCAUCCACACUUGCCAAGAAGGGUGUUAAUCCCAGCAAACUUGACUUGGAGGGACACACAGCAUUUCAUGUUGUAGCUUCAAAGGGUCACCUGGAAUGCCUGAAUCUUAUCCUGAUACAUGGGGUAGAUCUCACAGCUCCAGAUGCAGCAGGUAGAAACGCUCUGCAUUUAUCAGCAAAGUAUGGCCACUCCUUGUGUCUGCAGAAAUUGCUGCAGUUCAAUUGCCCAACAGAGAAUGUGGAUCUGCAAGGACGCACUGCUUUACAUGAUGCAGCCAUGUCUGAUUGCUGUUCCAGUGUACAGCUUCUCUGUGAUCAUGGGGCAUCUGUUAAUGCAAAAGAUGGGGAUGGAAGGACUCCCCUGGCUCUCUCGACCCAGAUGUGUCGCCCUGCCAUAUGCCAACUUUUAAUAGAAAAGGGAGCAGACAUAAAUUCCAGAGACAAGCAGAAUAAGACCCCACUGAUGCUGGGUUGUGAGUAUGGCUGUAAGGAGGCAGUGGAUGUCUUAUUAAGAGCUGGAGCUGAUGUUAACUUGGUUGACUCCUUUGGUCAUGACUGUGCAUAUUACAGCAGGAUUGGAGAUAACCUGGAGGUCCUGACCCUGAUCAAAACGGCCAUGGAGAAUUCCCCUCAAGUGCUAGAUCCUGUGCGAAGGAUUGUUUCUCUGCGUACGAGAAAGACGAAGCAAAACUCGGUGGAAGAUGGUAGUGUCGUGUCUAAAGAUAAGUCACUGGAUCUGGAAGCUGAAAAUGAGAACCUACGGGAGAGGCUUCGGAAAAUACAACAUGAGCAGAGAACUCUCUUUGAGAAAGUGGAGGGAUUACAACAUCAACUCAGCCAAGAGCAGUUGAUGUCUGAUGACCUAGAGAAUGAGAAGGAGCAUCUGAAAGCAAUUUUAGAAGGAAAAGAAAAAGAACUGGAAGAAUGUCUAAGAACCAUGGAAAAUUUGAGAGGAAGAGUAAGACAUUACGAGCAGAAGAAUUACUUGGUACAGAGCAGCCCAUUCAAUAAUGGUAAAGAUGAGGUUGUGAUGAAACAAAAUUCUAUACUGGGUAUGGACCCACAGCUUGCAGCUCACCUGCCGGCCAGGUCUCAGCUGCGGCCCCUUGAGCUUCCAGGAGAGAAUACAGAUCAGCGCCAUGAAGUGGAAACUAUGCGUAGAUACUAUGAAGCUGCAAGAGAUGAGACGAUAAAGUUGCAACAGGAGUUAUCAAGGAGAUCUUCUGAAUGCGUGGCACUAGUCUCAGAGAGGGAUAGAUGCAAGACAGAGUCUGACCAGCAAAUUCGGCAACUAGAAGAUGCAUUGCGAGAUGUACAGAAAAGAAUGUUAGACUCUGAGGGGAAGGUCAAGCAAAUGCAAACUCAUUUCUUAGCCCUGAAGGAUCACCUGACUCAGGAAGCUCUAAGUGGUAGUUCCCGUGCUGAGGACAUGCAGGAGCAAUUGAGAGAAGUAAAAGCGAAAUACGAGGGUGCAUCGGCUGAGGUUGGUAAACUACGCAAUCAGCUGCGCCACAAUGAGCUACUGGUGCAAGAGCUGCGUAGAGAGGAUGCCCGCUUGCGUAAGGACAAUCGCAGGCUGCAAGAUGAGAUGGCGGUUUGUGAUGAAGACAGGGAGCGUGCAGAACGUGUGACACAAGAGGCUAGAGAGCGGCUCACCCUGUCUGUCACCACAGACAAGUUUGAGAACAUGCGAUGCCUGCUUACCAAUGAAGUCAAUGAGAAGUCCCGGGCAUUAGAGAUGGCUGAAGGGGAAUUGGCACAAGUGCAACAAGACCUUGAAACUGCACACAGAGAAAAGAAAAGAACAGACGCCAAAUUAGAAACAUUGAGGAAAGAAGUUGAAGAAAUGAAUGUUAAGAACCACAGCCUUGGACGUGAGGGUGAAAAACUGCAAGCAGAAAAGGUUCUGCUGCUGCGGCAAAUUGAGGACCUUACCACACAAAUGAAGAGCCGACAUGUCCCAGCUGAGCUUCACGUUGAGACCAAAAGAGCGUUCGAAGAAACCAUUUCUCAGCUUAACCAGAGACUAGCUGAAUCUGAAAAGACUCACAGAAAGUCUGAAAUGGAUAUGGAAAAACUGCAGAAAGAAAAGAAAGUGUUAACUGAAAAUAUAUCUCUGCUUCAAGCCUCAAGUACCCCCAAAGAGAAAUAUGAAAAACAGCUUCAAUCCAUGAACACACGAGUCAUAGAGCUGGAGAUGCAGCUGGCUGACGCACAGAGGAAAUGUGAUGAGGAGACUGCAAGAGCAUGUAGUCUUCAGUUGGAGAAUGCUAGUUUUAGGGAGGAUUAUCUGCCACUGGCCACCCACCACAAGGUCACUGCCAUGCUAACCAGUGAGCUUGACCGGACUAAAGAAGAGCUGGUCACACUUAAGAAGCAAGUUGAAAAAGAAUAUGGAGAGAAGGCUGUGCUAGAGUCAAAGCUUCAGAGUCAGUGUUCCAGACAAUCAGCACUGCAAGCACAGGCAGACAGUGAAUCUCUCAAGCGGGCAGAUUUGCAAGCAGAGAUGGAAGGCAUUGUUAGAGAGCGCAAAGAAUUGCGGGCACAGCUGACAACUAGAGCAGAAGAACUAUCAGAUUUGCAGGCCCAAAUGAGCAAGCUUAAAAUUCAGGUAGAUAAUGAAUAUGUGAAGCUUAAAGUACAUGAAGAGAAAAUGUUGGAAUUGCAAAAGCAAAAAGAGCAAAUAUUGCAAGAGUUAUCUCAAGCCCAUGCCAAGAAACAGCAAUCUCAAGAGGAAGUGCUAAGACUUCAGACUGUAAUCCGGGAGCAGAAAGAGGAGCUGGAUGCAAUGCAGCACUGUAUUUCAGAGAAAUAUGCUCCACUAGCCAGUAUAGAAGAAAAAGAGCAGAGCUUUCAAAAAUCUCUUAGUGCGCUAGAGAAAGAACUGCAGACGGAGCGCGGCAAAACCAGAGAGACUCUGCACAGGCUGGAGCAGCAUAAGCAGGAUGCACAAACCCUCCAGAAAGAACUGGAGUCUGCAAAAUUAAUGUUACAACAGGAACGCGCCGCUCAGGAGCAAGAGAAGUUUACGCUGCAGAGCCAACUAGCAAAAAUGCAAGCUCUUCUUCUUGAAUUGCAGAAGUCUGAGACUGGGAUGAAGCAGAAACAGCAAGAACUACGGGAACAGAACUUAAGUGCUCAGAACAAAAUCAGUGAGAUGAAAGAUCAACUGAGCAACCAGUACAUUCCCAUUCAUCAGCACGAGGAACUAAAGGCUAUUCUAGACAACACCAAAUUAUCUCUAGAGCUAAACAUGAAAGAACAUAUUAGUCUGUACGGAAAGGAACAGGAGAAAGUACGGAGUCUGGAAAAAGAACUUGAGAAACAGAAAGAUGGUUCUAUUUCCCUGGUGCAGCAUGCCCAAGAGAUACAGGCCUGGGAAAAGAGACAAACAGAAAUACAGAAAAGACUGCAGGAGAAAGCAGACGAAGCACAGGCAGCAUCACAGGAGCUUAAACAGCUCAGCAGUGAAGUACACACACUUCAUCUCAACUUGCUGGAAGCUGAGCGAGAGAAAGAAGAUUGUGCUGCUACAAGGAUAAAACUAGAGCAGAAAGUAGCUCAGAUGGAGCAGACCAGCAACAAGGACAAUGAUGAGGCCAGGCAACUAGCCCAAGAGUUGCAGAAAUCACAAAAGGAGAAUGUGAAAUUAAGAGAGAGUAGCAGUGUCAUUGAACAUGAAAUUUCACAGCUCAAAGGAAGGUACGAUGAAUCUCUGACCACAAUAGAAGAGUUAAAGAGUCGGAUCAUGUCAUCAGCCAAAGACCUUAAAGACAAGGACAAAGAGAUCUCUGUUCUGGUUAAUGACGUGGAGAGGCUGAAAACGGCCAAGACCCAGAUGACAGAAGUUGCUGGGAAGAAACUGUCGAGUGACCUCCUGCAGGCUCAGGUGUUAUCUCUACAGCACCAGCUCCAGGAAACUCAAGAGAAGCACCAGGACAUCAUUGCCAUCUACCGCUCACACUUGCUUAGUGCUGUCCAGGGUCACAUGGAUGCCGAUGUCCAAGACGCCUUGUUACAAAUCAUUCACAUGCGGCAAGAGCUCGUUUUCUGAAAUCUUCUCUCCUUGUGUUAUGUGAAUAACGGCCAGCGACUUGUUCUCUGUACAUUAAACCAGUAGGAUUAAAUAGUCAUAAUUAUGGGAGACCAAAUUACAAAAUAAAAAUAAAAAAUAGGUUUAGGGAGGGAGUUAUUAACAGUACAAACACAGGGACAUAGAGAAGAGCGGUAAAUAAAAUGGAUAUGUACAAGAAGGUGAGAAGGUUUAUGUAGUAGAGAAGGUUUAUGUAGUAGAGAAGGUUUAUGUAGUAGAGAAGGUUUAUGUGAUAGAGAAGGUUUUUGAAGUAAAGAAGGUUUAUGUGGUAGAGAAGGUGAUGUAAGUGACUUAAUCAAAGAGGGAACAGCAAUGUGAUGGGUUGGAGAAGUGGAAAUGAAUAGAGACAUUGUCUGAGAAGAGCAGGAAGUGAGAGAGGAAGGAAGGAAAUGCCCUGCAAUGGGACAUGUAAUUUGAGGUGUGACAAAUGUAAUGUUGGGUGAGCUGGACAGUAGAGAGACGAUGUGUAGGUGGGUAUAAUAAGGGCACAUGGAAGGUACCAGAUAUGAGUCUAGAGAAGGCAACAUAGAAUGUGAGGUAAGAUUUGAAGCUGUAUGUUAUAAACAAGGGAAAACAUUUAGGGGGGCAAUUUUUUUAGGAGCACCAUUUACAUAUACUUAUUUUUGUACGUUAAUGAAUGGGUGAUGCACGUGUUUGCUCAGCUGAUCCUUUAUUUCCACCCAUGCCUGGAAACUGCCAGAUCUUGGCUGUCCUACUAACUGAGCACUGAGCUGCCCGAAAUAUAUAACCGUAGUCAUUAAUACAACACGUAUAGGAAAAAUACCAGGCUCCAAAUUACCCGUUUACACUCCUAACCGUUUACACUCCAAGUACAUAGACCGUAAAUAGACGUAGAAUCCUAUAUUUAUUUUAUAUAUAUAUAUAUUUUUUGUAUGGAUAUUUUUGAUCACUUCAUGGAAUGAGCAGCUGGUCUGACAGAUAUUCCGUGGUAACUAAUGAUAUAGUGCAUUGCUGUAGCGGUGGCAGGUCCAUAUCCAGUAUACGCUCAUGUGCCAGUGAUCUGCCUUCUUAAUAAAACUUUCUUUUCUUUAUUAUGUCUUUUAGACCUGUGUAGAGCAGUCUCUGCUAUAGCUGUUUACUAGCAUUGCUACUUGCUCUUUUUGCUCAUGCUAGACAAUAGCCAGCCUGCCUUCUUUUUAUAUAUAUAUUACAGAGGCAAGAAUAUGUGUGCUCAGUCCUAUUUCUUGGCUGCAUUUAUGUACAAUACAAUAAAUAAACCAUGUUAAACCUG